Messenger RNA from Orycteropus afer afer, 1257 nucleotides. The record is from RefSeq and is a predicted model, not a curated record. NCBI's taxonomy places the organism in Eukaryota, Metazoa, Chordata, Mammalia, Tubulidentata, Orycteropodidae.
AUGGUAGUGCAGUGCGUGAGAUACCUUUCCAAGCUAGAAAAACUGAAUUUUGAAAGCGUGUCUAUCCUUGAUGUUUAUAUUCAGAGGUUCUCCUUUUACCCUUUGAGACCAAAAAGGCAACAGAAGAACCUUGAAGGCUAUGUGGGAUUUGCAAAUCUCCCAAAUCAAGUAUACAGAAAAUCAGUGAAGAGAGGAUUUGAAUUUACCCUUAUGGUAGUAGGUGAAUCUGGAUUGGGAAAGUCAACGUUAAUCAACUCGUUAUUCCUCACAGAUUUGUACUCUCCAGAGUAUCCCGGUCCUUCCCAUAGGAUAAAAAAGACUGUACAAGUGGAACAAUCCAAAGUUUUAAUCAAAGAAGGUGGAGUUCAGUUACUGCUCACAAUAGUUGAUACCCCAGGAUUUGGAGAUGCAGUGGAUAAUAGUAAUUGCUGGCAGCCUGUUAUCGAUUACAUUGAUAGUAAAUUUGAGGACUACCUAAAUGCAGAAUCUCGAGUGAACAGACGCCAGAUGCCUGACAACAGAGUGCAGUGUUGUUUAUACUUCAUUGCUCCUUCAGGACAUGGACUUAAACCACUGGAUGUUGAGUUUAUGAAGCGCUUACAUGAAAAAGUGAAUAUCAUCCCACUCAUUGCCAAAGCAGACACACUCACGCCAGAGGAGUGCCAACAGUUUAAAAAGCAGAUAAUGAAAGAAAUCCAAGAACAGAAAAUUAAAAUAUAUGAAUUUCCAGAAACAGAUGAUGAAGAAGAAAAUAAGCUUGUUAAAAAGAUAAAGGACCGUUUACCUCUUGCUGUGGUAGGUAGUAACACUAUCAUCGAAGUUAAUGGCAAAAGGAGGGAGAGAGGACUUUAUGAAGGUCGAUUGUGCAGUAAUAGUAAAUAUUUUGUGGAGAUGAAGAAGAAUGAAAAAAUCCUGGAAGGGAGUGUUGGGCUACCCAUGUUCAGGCCUUUUAAUUUCUUUGGCAGGAUGCUCUUAAUUUCCCCAACACAUUUUUAUAAGCUUUCAGGAUUUAAGUAUGCAGUGAAGAGUUUCCCAAGUAAAAAAUUUGACACAAUUAAAGUCAUGAGCCCUUUGGCACAAAUGGAAGAAGAAAGAAGAGAGCAUGUAGCCAAGAUGAAGAAGAUGGAGAUGGAGAUGGAGCAGGUGUUUGAGAUGAAGGUCAAAGAAAAAGUUCAGAAAUUGAAGGACUCUGAAGCUGAGGCUUUUACUUUUGUUAUAUUUGCCAUGGGUUCACUCCAGCAGGAGUAUGAAAUUUAG